AUGGCUGACACAAAAGAAGCCGCCUUUUUCCCUGAUGUUCGUUUCUCCAUUCCAGCUUCUGAACGCAUUCAAAUCUUCCGGAGCGAUUCGCCCGACGACAGCUUUCGGAUACUCGACCACAGCGGAGACCAUCUUCUGAUCGGAGCUAAGAAUGCCGUGUACAACGUUUCGACGUCGACGCUCCGAGAGCGCUCGAAGCUGCUGUGGAGCUCCACGGAAACCGAUAUGAGCCAGUGCACUCGAAAAGGGAGAACCGCCGUUGCGUGCAACAACUACAUCCGAGUCAUUGCUCUCAAGACCCACGAAACAGCCUUGAUUUGCGGUACGAAUGCCUUCAAACCACAAUGUAGGGAAUAUCGAUGGGACUCGGCAGGCGAUUUUCGUCUCCUCGAGGAAAAAACCGGCGAAGGUCGCUGUCCAUCCGAUCCGAACCACAACACGACAUUCACAUUCGCCGCACCAUUAGGAUAUCGAACAGAAAGGAAUCUUUACGUCGCGACGGCGGGUCAGUCCUCCGGAGCGGAUCCCAUGAUCUACAGAGAUCCGUUGCGCACUGAACAGAACGAUCUGAGAAUAUUGAAUGCUCCACAAUUCGUUUCGUCGAUGCAUAUCGGUUCGCAUGUCUAUUUUUUCUUCCGCGAAACAGCGAUCGAGUACCUCAAUUGUGGAAAAGCCAUUUACUCUCGAGUUGCACGCGUGUGCACGAACGACGAAGGCAUCUCUGACAGGAACAAAAAAUUCACCUCUUUCCUGAAAGCUCGACUCAACUGUUCGAUCCCCGGCGAUAUUCCGUUCUACUUCAACGAACUCCAAUCCACGAGUUCGAUCGUUGACGGCUCCUACAACGGAGACAGGGCCCGACUCAUCUACUCGGUUCUCAACACCGGGCUCAACUCGAUAUUCGGAUCGGCUGUUUGCGCGUUCCGAGUCGAAGACAUCAGCGAAGUAUUCAACGGGCCUUUCAAAGAGCAGGAGAACAAAAACUCCAACUGGCUGCCCGUCAUCAACUCAAGGGUACCUGAGCCGAGGCCGGGCCAAUGCGUAAACAACAGCAAAUCCCUUCCACAGGCUACUCUUACGUUCAUCAAAGAGCAUCCACUCAUGGACCUAGCAGUUCCUGCGUACUUCGGUCGUCCAAUAGUCGUCCACACGGGAUUCAAUUAUCGGUACACAUGCGUCGCCGUCGACGGCCAAGUGGAGGGCGUCAACGGAAAAAUGUACGAUGUGCUGUUUAUUGGCACCGACCACGGCCACGUGGUGAAAGUUGUCAACGUCGCCUCACUUCGUGCGGAGCACCAAGGACCGGCGGUGGUAGAAGAUGUGAAAGUUUUCGCUGCAACCAAGGACGUUCCUACCGCAGUUCCUGUUAGGAACAUUAUUGUGCAGCGUUCGGCGUACGAAGACAAAAUAAUCGUCGCGAGUCAAUCAGAAAUCCGGGCCGUGCCUUUGUUCCACUGCGAUCUGGCGAAAACAUGCGUCGACUGCGUUCGAUUGCGGGAUCCCUACUGCGCGUGGUCUCUCAACGAGCGUCGCUGCACGGAGAAAUGGCGCCGAGAUCCGAAGUCGAUGGUUCAAAACAUCGAGGAAGGCUUCCACGAAAAAUGCGGGGUCAGCGGUAAGUUGAAUCGAGAUGAUAGAAGCGACACCUAUUUCUCGACGUCGCACUUAUACACCCCGGAGACGUUGGCCAUUGCCGUCACGACCUCUAUCGUGACCUCUCUAGUCGUAGGUUUUAUGAGUGGGUAUAUUUUCGCCAAAAGAUACAGGAGUGAAAUCGAAUGUGAUACUGGACCGAUCGACGACUACAGGAGAUAUGUUGACGUCAGCAGAAUGACCUCCGAUAUCGCGGGGGAUUACAGCACGCCGACUACCUACAAGUCCAAUUACGCCCUGCCGCCUAACGUGGGAACACGGCCGAUGAAUUUGGUACUGAACAAGAGCGGCGAACCCACACAUAAUCUCUCUCAUCCGAGUUCCAUACAGUUGAGCAACAUGUCCUCGCUACAAGAAUCGAAAUCCACUAUGCAGAAGGUAAAGAAGAUUUAUCUAUAGCCCAGAAUGCAACCGGCGCUGCCAAUGUCAUCGAUCUACGUGGAUCCGGACAUCGUGAACGGGUUCGGUUGAGUUUCCCGGGAUCAGAUAGCGGAGAGUCUACCGACGGAAGAGUUCCCUGGAAGUGAAGACGCGAUUCCUCGUCGACGCCGAUUCUGCGAUUCUAGCCGCGGGCUUGAGAUAUUGUAGCUUCUUUACUUUCUCCAGAUGGAAGAACGACGCCCAACGAAUGGAGAGAGGCUGUGAGCGUGCCAAAGCGGCCAAUUUAAUGAAAAUCCAAACAGCUCCGUCGUGUACUGAGAUGGAAGCGUGGGAAUUUCUAUGGUAGUCUUAUCUGUGGAUUUCGGUUCAGAGUGCAGACCACUUGAGCUUCAAUCCAUUGCUUCGAACGAUCCCCUGGUCUGGUAGGUUCCAACGAGAAGAGGGCUAGGACCAGUCUGGAUCGCUCAUCGCGAGAACCAAAAACAGUGUAAAUAUCGUAACGACGUAAGACAAGAACUAACAAAGCGAGUCAACACCGUUGUAUUAGCGGGUCGCGUGGUGAAAACUCGCGAGCAGCCCGGCGCGGCGUCGGAAUCUUGGGUGCUUCUACGCGCACGCAAAGAGUGGUUUCGUUGUGAGAACACUGCUGGUAUAGUUUUGGGAUUCGUGUCCAAAGAAGCUAGAUUUGUUUUCUUCAGAGGUUCGAACGCCUCUGCGACUAGUCGCCCCCGAGAGGAGGAAUAGAGGGGAGAGGGAAGUUUUUGAUUUUUUCUGUUCAAUUUUAUUGUACGUGUGUACACUGAUGUUUUCGGGAGAACGGAACACUACAUUUGUUCUACAUUACGGUUUCGUUCAUUGUUCGGUUCCCCGACCCUAUUUCAUUCUCUCAUAUUCCCACGCAGAGGAGUCGAGGAAUAUUAUCGUGGUUGUACAUUAUUCCGAAGUAAGCUUAGUUCGUUCAUCGAAAGCGGGUACCCUCUUCAGAAACUACGAGAACAAAGAUAAUUAUAUCUAUUUCGAUAAUAUCGUCGUGUACAUAGAGGACCUCGACACGUCGUGUCAUCACAUCCGACAACACUGGUCGGUUGAGGAUGAUCGGGUAAUGAAUUUACCGCUGAAAAUUAGUAUGAGAAGAUCUCACGUUUUUAUUGUAUAGAUCGACUAGACUUUUGUCGUCAACGCAAUAGAUAAACGAAAAACGGGCACUGUACAGAGUAAAUCUGAGGAAUCUAUACAAUAAAAGGAAGAAACAUAUAAGGC
Galendromus occidentalis (western predatory mite) is the source of this 3294-nucleotide messenger RNA. Its product is annotated as semaphorin-1A. Gene Ontology annotation, cellular component: plasma membrane. The coding region runs from base 1 to 2052 and encodes 683 amino acids. Lineage: Eukaryota; Metazoa; Arthropoda; Arachnida; Mesostigmata; Phytoseiidae. The record is from RefSeq and is a predicted model, not a curated record. The transcript is spliced from 9 exons. Gene Ontology annotation, biological process: positive regulation of cell migration; negative chemotaxis; semaphorin-plexin signaling pathway. Gene Ontology annotation, molecular function: chemorepellent activity; semaphorin receptor binding.